AUUAAAAUUAACUAAAAUUGUAAAAUUUUUGACAUCCAAAUUUUUAUUUUUUUAUUUUUCACUUUCUGAAUAUUUACGGUCGGCGGACCAUCAGCGGAGGAGAGUUUUAAUAUUCCCAUUAAUAUUUCGGCUAGCUUGCCUGGAGAAGCUUAUGGAAAUCAACCUGACUGGGAAAACAGCUUUGGUAACCGGAGCUGGAAAAGGUAUAACUAUAAUUAACGAAUUUAAGAAUAGAUCUUACUGUAAGCUCUCUACGACUAUAAUUUUUUUUCAUUAAAGGACACAAUUUCCCGAAUACAUAAUUAACAUAAAUACAUUCACUGAAAGGCAGUACUCCAGAGGGAAGGGUUGUAAAUUAUUUUAAUAAUUAUUAUUUUAAAAUAAAUAUUUUAACAACCCCUGACUAAUAUAUUAGACAUUGUGUUUUUAAUAAUAUAAAGGAUCGAUCCAUGUUAAUCAGGCCCCCCACGCAGGCUAUGUUAAUCAUGGGCGUACCUCGGGGAGGGGUGUGGGGGAGCGCAAUUUUGACAGAAAUCUUACUCAAAUACGAUCAAGGUCCAUGAAAACUGGAGCAAAACUCAUUCAUAAUGAAUUAAGUUUAUGCACAUAGAACAUACUAUUGUAAUACAUAAUGUAAUUUUGCAUCUAAGACACUUCUAAAUUUCAACAAAAUUUGGUUGACAAGGGGGAGGUUGCAAUUAAUGUUGGGCAAUUUCCGAAGUUGGGCAUUUUAUGUUCCACCUCCCCCUAUAUUUUUGGCGCUGGUACGCCCAUGAUGUUAAUAUGAAGGAGCAAGGGCGUAACUUGGGUCUAAACGUUCGAGGGGUUGGGUGUAUAGUCUCUUUGUCCAACAAAAAGGGUGUAAAGAUGCUGGGAAAACUAAAAAAAAUUAUGAGAGUUCAGAGGAGUACCAACGAAGACACCAUCCUUGUCCUCAGGCCUUUGCUACAUUGCUCUUCACAGUGGACCUGAUCCCCUGGGCCUAGGGACGCUUAUUGAGUGCCAAACGCAUGAGAGGCAUGCUCCCCCAUAUAAUUGGGAAAUUAAUUUAGUCUCUGAAAUUUUUAAAAUUGCUCAAACUGGACUGCUAGGUUUUUGUUCUUAUUCAGCAUGAUUUGAAUGUAUUUUUGCCCAACAAAUUAUUGAAUAUUUGAUAAAUUUGCCUUACAAAAUUGCCUUUCUCAAACAUUAGGGGGGGGGGGGUCACACUUCCACCAAACCCAAACAUUCCAACCGUCCCGGUUUACCCGGGACUGUCCCGGUUUGGACUACUGUAUGUUGUCCCGGUGUCCCGGUUUUCUUCUUAUUGUCCCGGUUUCUGUAGUAUUUUAAUAGUUGUAUUCUUCAAAUAAGGCUCAUGUGACAAAUAUUAAUGAAAUUCGUUUGGUUCAAUACAUAUUAAUGAAAUGGGAGCUUCCAGUUGCUCCAAACAAUUGCCGAGUUUGUCGCCGAUCGUUGUAAUUCUCGUGAUAUACCAGAGUGACAUAUGUUGUUUUGACAAUUUAGCAUUCGCUUUCAAUUCCUAUUCAUUUUGCCAGGGCUACAUGAAGUAAAGCAGCGUAACAGAAGCGGGCGCAAGAAGAUGUUAUAUUACUUAUGGGUUUCAACUCAGCCAAUUUCAACACUAACCCAAAUGGACACCACAUCAUUGAGAAAAGCGCGGCAAUUCAGACCUGCCAAGGUUCCCGCAUUUCGCGUGAAAGUUACGCAUUCUGCUUUUGUUCCCGCUGUCCCGCACGCAUGACUAAAAUGAUCUUAAAGUUACGCAUUUUUACCAUUAUAUGACGCUAUCCCACUUUUCGUGCAAUAACUCAUUGACAACGCUGUCUGCAAACGUAGAAUUACUGAGAGUUAACAAUCGAUCAACCAAAUAAAGACGUUCAGAUGCAUCGUGGCCUUGGGGUACAUGGCCAAAUACGCUUUCUGACGAUCUGGAGACUCCAAAUUUCCAAAAUUCUCUCAAUUUUCCUAUAUAGUCACAUUAAACUGUAAGUAACACUGUCAUAUUGAUCAGUAGUUAUUUUACUUAUCUUCAUUGUUAGGCAGUGGGUAGGAAAGACUCUAAAAAUGCUAUUUCCGACGGUCUAGAGAAUUCAAAUUUUCAAAAUUUUGUGCUCGGCGCCAACCAUGAUAGCAUCUCGCGGGCGUCGCAAAAUCAGGUGAAUUGAAACAAUUCAGGCGGUAAAUCUAACCUCCCCCCCCGCCCCCAAGGCAAAGUCCUUGCAACGGCCCUGGUCACACAUUCUUAUCUUCCGAACUUGGCAGGUCUGUGGCAUUUAUUCGAGGGAGGCGUUUAUUCGAGGGAGGCGUUUAUUUGAGUAAAAUGAGAAAAUUGGUAAGUGUGCCGGUUUUGAGGAAUCGGAGGUUGGAAUGUCUGCAAACCCCCACCCAACCCCCAACCCCCAGGACUUAUUCCCCAAUGUCAACAUUCAAGUUGCCACGCAAAAUGUCUGUUGACGUUUUUACUUAAACCUGUUGACCCAGCCUUGAAAGUUAUAGUUUAUGCCAAUAUUUUUUUCAAUUGUGAACCAAUACCCGACCUGCCAACUCUCACGAUUCCGCCGUGUGUCACAUGAUUUUUGUACAUUUCUCACGGUCUCACAACAUGACUCAGUUUUCUCACGAUUUUAAUUCUUUAUUUCAUUUCUUGCAAUUUACUUUGUCACCUCUACUUUAGUUUAAUACUAAGAUUUUAUUCAGACAGAAAUUACUUGUUUAUAAUUCUUAAAUUCCAGGAUUUUUCAUUUUCAUUAGUUGAAGUAAAGUUAAGUCAGAAAUUCCGAAAAAAUAUGUUAGUUUUGGGCGAGAAGGUGCAUGCAGUUAGUUUUUGAUAAUUUUUUGCAGGCUAAUGCAUAAAUUACAUAAAUUAUGCAUCACAUCCCUCUAUUUAAAUACAACAUAGUGUAAUUAUUCAACAGUUUUUCCUACUGUAUUCAUAAACAUAUUGUAAAUGUUAAAUACAGUCAAAUUAAUUCAUUCUCACUACUUUUUGUGAAAUCUCCAGAUUUUUUGUCACUAGAGAAGAAAAUCUCCAGAUUUUUUACUCCCUCAGGUUGUCAGGUCUGCAAUACGGUCUCACCCACAUGUCAAUUUGACAUUAUUGGGCACCGUCAAAGUAAAACUUCUCCCCAACUGGGAUUUUUGCCAGGGCAUUUCUUAACUAUAUAUAUGUAACUGGGGGGGGGGGGAAUCCCCCCAGCUCCCAUGGUGGCCCCCCACUCAACCAUUUUACCCCCCCCCCCUUCUCUAAAAUAUAAGCAAAACAUGGAAUUUAGAAGGGAGGUUUAAUAUUCUACUGUAACUGAAAUUUGCUUUUUGAAUCUUUUGUCCUGUCUUUUAUCUUUAAUGCGAAACAUUGUGCUGUAAAUAUUACCUUUAGAUUUUAAACAUUUUCCAGUGGAUUGCAUAUCCCAGACCCUAUAGGGAGGCCCCCUAUAGAUUUGAGUUGUUGGAAGGGUCGGCUAAACAAGUUAGUGACCGCAGGGGCGUAGGAAGCAGGGGGGCAGCAGGGCCCCAACCCAAUGUUUUAUAAAGGGGGAGCUUUGCGCACAUGUAUGCAAUUGUACGAUUGUGUCGAAAUGUAUUGCAAAAAUUCUUGACACCUUGUGAUUUGGCCAUGUGGAAGCCAGGAAGGGUCUACAUAUACAGUAUGUAGUGUGAGCCAUGCGAGGCACCAAAACAUGGGAGUCACACAAGAAUACUGUGAGCCAUGCUUCGCACAAAAGUUUCAAAUGAUUAAAUUUCAAUAAUUUGAAGUAAAUUUUAACCCAAAUCUUUGGUAUUAAUGUAUUUUAGGGCAAUGAAACUGCAUGUUUGUAUUAAUGCACUAUAACUACAAAGCAAACUAUAUAGGAAAGCAAACCCACAUAAUAUGUACAUUUCAUUUUUGGGAUUGGGAAAUAAACUGAAGUUCGUUGUAUGAUUGUAAACUAGAUAGAUUUCAGGUUUUGGGACCAUCUACAGGACACUUGAUCUAACUAAUUGUAGAAUGGUUUUGCAGAUGGAAAUUUCCAGUGUGAAUUUUAUCCAUUUAUAUUAGACCUAACAAGGGCAGUUGUGAAAAACGCAACUAUAAACACUCAGGCAGGAAUUGAACCUGUGGGCAGGCCUUUAAUGGAAACAAAAUUUGAUUGGUUCGGUCCAGUGGUUCGGUCACGCGUUGCAUUACGAAUCGUCACAAUCUCGUUCCCCGAGCCUGCGAUCCUCGGGAAGGAACGCGAGGCUCUGGGAUAAUCCGUUUCAGGGAGGAAUCUGAUUGGCCGUUGAAAUGGAAUGCGUAGUUCAAUCUUAGCCAGAAUUCUUGGCUUCCGGCAACGGAUUAUCCCAGAGCCUCGCGUUCCUUACCGAGGAUCGCAGGCUCAGGGAACGAGAUUGGAAUCGUCAUUGAAAAUUGUCCCGUGUAAAGGCGGAUUUCCAGUCCUCGCACGAGUGAUGCAUGAGCACUUUCAUCCAAUCACAAUGCUAAACAGUUCAUUUUAAUUAGAUGCAAGCACUCGCAGCGAGCUGCGAGGAGCUUCGUGCGAGGACUGGAAAACCGCCUUAAUAUGGCCUUAAAGUGGCUCGAUAUAUUAAUUCACACAAAAUCCCUUAUACAUGAAUCACAAAAAGAAAUCGUUCUGCCGUGUGAAAAAAAAACGCGUGACCAUUUGUGUACGCGGGAAUAUUAAUGAAAGGACUUACAGUAUGUAUAUAACCUGACGUGGCGACUUACUCACGCCCAUUGGCCAUUGCACGUGUUUUAGCCAUAGCAAAGAACUGUGUUUUAUCAAAACUGCCAUAAUUUGAACUAGAAUUAGUAUAGGUAAUAGUAUGGUUUCGAAUGCAAUUUGGGAAAAACAUGCAAGAGUGAAUUUUUCAAAGACGAUCAAAGUCUUUGAAAAACUCACAAGCUAAGAUUUAACAAAUUUUAUCCACCCAAACAUUUGUAAAUUUGAAAAAGUCGAAAUUUUACAAAUAUCACGCGUACAUGAUCUAUUCUAAUAAGGGAAUGCUAUUGGAUAAGGUUUCGCGUGACGUAAUUCCGUGCGUCUGUCCCAGUGAACUCUAAGGGAACUGCUAUAUAGGACAUGUGUUAUUACAGUUCACUGGUCUGUCCUCUAAUAGAUCAUGGCUCUCGACCAAUGAAAGCGCUUGAAUUCUUAACGUUAUUAUAUAAAGCUAUAUUUUAAGUAAUAAUAGUUGUCUACAUUCUGUUUGCAAGGUAUUGGUCGAGCAACAGCUAUAUUGUUGGCAAAAUGUGGAGCAAAUGUUAUCGCACUUUCAAGAACCCAAAAUGAUCUUGACUCUUUGAAAACAGAGGUAAAAAAGUUCUUUGUCUGCAUGGUUUGAGAAUAGAUUUAUAUAACAUAUACACUUUAUACACUUUAUACACUAUAUAAUAUAUAAAACAUUUGAAUGUACACUGAAAAAGGUGCUUUUUUGUUUACAGUUCGUUUUGACCAAAUUCGUCUGAUUGGUUUAUUUUUUGUCACGUGAUCUCUUUUAUAUUCACCAGUAUAAAAGCACAUGUAUAUUCCCGAUCCAUGCUACAAAGGUCCCAACGAAGGGACGUUGAAGUUUCACUUGUAUUUUUCAGGUAGUUGAAUCCCUCUCAAUCCGCAGCUUUCUAACAAUUGAAUGUGUACUAACUUAGAAUGCAUGUAAGAAUACGUACUUGCUAAUAAGGACACCUCUCUAAUAAGGAAACCUCUAUAACAAGGACACUUCUCUAAUAAAGACACCUCUCUAGUAAGGAAACUUCUCUAACAAGGACACCUCUCUGACAAGGACACCUCUCUAAUAAGGGAAACAUCUCUAAUAAGAAUACCUCGCUAACAAGGGCACCUCUCUAAUAAAGAAACCUCUCUAACAUGCAGGAACACCUCUCUAAUAAAGACACCUCUCUAAUAAGGAAACCUCUCUAGCAAGGACACCUCUCUAAUAAGGGAAACAUCUCUAAUAAGAACACCUCGCUAACAAGUGCACCUCGCUAACAAGGGCAUCUCGCUAACAAGGACACCUCUCUAAUAAAGACAUCUCUCAAAAUGGAAGCCUCUCUAAUAAGGAAACCUCUGUAAAAAGAACAUCUCUCUAAUAAAGACACCUCCCUAAUAAGGAAACCUCUACAACAAGGACACCUCUCUAAUAAAGAUACCUCUCUAAUAAGGAAACCUCUCUAACAAGGACACUUCUCUAAUAGAGACACCUCUCAAAUAAAGACACCUCUCUAAUAAAAACACCUCUCUAAUAAGGAAGCCUCUCUAAUAAGGGAAACAUCUCUAAUAAGAACACCUCGCUAACAAGGACACGUACUCGCUAAUAAGGACACCUCUCUAAUAAGGAAACCUCUAUAACAAGGACAUCUUUCUAAUAAGGAAAGCUCUCUAACAAGGACACCUCUCUAAUAAAUACACCUCUCUAAUAAAGACACCUCUCUAGUAAGGAAGCCCCUCUAAUAAGGGAAACGUCUAUAAUAAGAUUACCUCGCUAACAAGGGCACCUCGCUAACAAGAGCACCUCUCUAAUAAGGACACCUCUCUAAUAGGACAUCACUAUAAAAUGGGCAGUUCUCGAAUACGGACCCGGCUAUAUGUCCCUUCAGUGUUUGCAGUAGAGAAGUUCGACUGUGUGGUACAUUGGUUCAACGUCGGUAAUAUUCUGUGUUUUCUUGACUGGAGUUUACCAAAAUGCUCUUAAUACUGUUUCAUUUAGGUAUCAGGCAAUAUUAAGACUAUAUGUGCAGAUUUGUUGAACUUGGAUGAAGCAGUAAAAGCUAUUGAAUCAACUGAUGAUCAUAUUGACUUGUUGGUAAACAAUGCUGGAUAUCUUGUUCAUAUGAAUAUUUUAGACGUAACAGAGAAUGAAAUUAGCAAGUAUGUUCAAUUUGAUAUUAUUGCAUUUACCGUAACGUUGUCACUGUAUCGCUCUCCUUGUGGUCGAUCAAGGUUUUGUGGAAGUUAAAUUAACACUAAAUAUUAAAAUAUAAGGUAGAAGUGUAGUAAACAAGCUAAAUUAGGGAGGCUUCUUGCAGUUCCAAUUACAAUCAUUUUAGUCUUUUGCCUGUUGAAGGGUUUCUAAGAAAGACCUUCAGCACUUUAAUUUGAUCGAGUUAGAUGCCCAAAAUCCCUUCAACCAACAAUUAGUUUAUUUUUGUCGAGUGAGUUUCCCAAAAUCCUGAUAUUUUAAUUUACAAUAUUUAUAUUUCAGAGCAAUUAAGGUAAAUUUGACAGCUCCACUCCGCUUAAGCCAGGUAAACAUUUUCGGAUUAUUCUAAUAAAUAGUUUUUAGCUUUUAAAAUUCUCUAAACGUAUCUAUUUUACUUAUUUUUCUGAUCCUUGACUUGAAAUCACAAUUUUUAUUCACAUAUACACAAGACUAAACAAGUUCAAAAACCUAACUUUUUUUAAGACUCCUUUACUUAUGGUGACAAAGAAAUGGAUAUGCCGUUUUUCAUGGGGUGCCACGUUUUUAUGGCCACCCCCUGUAUAUUUUUCCUUUACAAAAUAGUUAAAAUGUAUUUUUCCUUUACAAAAUAAUUUUACCCAGCUUGUCUAAAUUUGUUUUGUUUGUAGAUGGUCGCUCGUGACUUAAUAAAACGAAAUGUUGGUGGAGCCAUUGUGAAUAUUUCAACUGUUGUCUCGGAUCGAUUUUCGGGGCAUACGGCACCGUAUGGUAAGUCGCGUUUUUCGUUUGUUCGUAACCACACACUCCGUAGGCAAUUCGCGGAGCGAGUAGGGGGAAGCCCGUGAUAAUAAUGUCACUCGGAUAUUUACAGUAAUGUAUACACAAUCUGUAUACGGAAGCUAUUUUUUGAAGUCAGCGUCUACAAUCAGUGCGUGGCAAAGGGUUUUUGGACAGUGAUUAUUAAUAAUAUAUACAUAUUUACGCAUUUCCAAAUACUGUUCAGCAUAAUGACAUCUCUCCCUCCCCCACCCUGAACAACGUUGGGUCUGGCGCUGGCAAGGAACAUUUUGCGCAGGCAUUUCCACACACAACAUUGAACGGGGGUGCGGGGUUCGAUUAUGUUGUAAACGUACGCUCUUUUGCUAUUUUGUCCAAAGGGCUUUGUCACUGACUGUAGCCACGGUGAGUUUGAAAACCAACCUGAUGGGUCAAACCAAUUGAACACAUACCGCAUGUGGCUUCGGUGGCAAAUAUAUGGCAGGCUUCUCACUCCUGCUACUGUAAGUAGCAAUAAAACAAUGCAUGUUAAAGUGUGGUGCUUGAAUUUCUGUUUAAAUUAUUAUUGCUUCAAUUGUCUGCAUGAAAUGGAAAAUAUUGGGAAGGGUGUUUGGGAACUGUAAUAGCUAUUUGGUUUCAAAAUGCGAAGGGUUGCAUGUAUUUCUAAUUAGUUGCUACCACAAGUGAGUUUUAUGCAGUGAACGUCAUCGAGUGCAACAGAUGAUGAUUGCUGGUCAACCGUCGUCAGGUAUCAGCUGCUCAUGUCUUGUAAUGUCUACUGUACUCUCAAACAUGAUUAUGUUUCGUCUAUUGUAGGUUUUUCUAAAGCUGCUUUGGAUAAUCUAACAAAGACACUAGCUGUAGAACUUGCACCACACAAGGUCAGAUAAAGCUACGUCAGUAUCGAGCCUCCUCCGCAGCCAUCUGCAUGCGUUUUAGCCUGCGAAUGGGUAGUUCGAAAAACCGACCACCCGAUCUCAUAGAGGUGCCUGCGGAGCAGGCUACGUCAGUAUCAUGAAUAUAAUUGUGAAACCUGACACCGUGCCAAAGUAAUUAUAUAUUAAUUGCAUUAAUUUUAGAUCCGAGUAAAUAGUGUUUUGCCCGGUCUCACACUUACACCAACUAUACAAAGUUAUAUUGAAUCGGAUGGCGUACAGGGUGUACUUGCUCAAACACCAAGAGGUCAAAUCGCAGGUAUGCAUUUUCCACUCGUAUAUAUGUUUCGAUUUCUUCAAUUUUAUUCAGUACAGGGAAGUUGAUGGCACAUUGGCACUGUGGCAAAUGCAUGCAUAUGCCUUUUGUCUGUGACUGGGGAUCAAUUUCUGUAAUCAGGGCCGCCGAGAGAAUUCGCGGGGCCCGGGGCAAAUCUUCCCUGGGGGCCCCCAUGACAUUAUUUUUAAGCUAGACCCAACUAGACCUUAACUAGACUGCAUGUGGAGGUACUGUAAGGGGACCUCAAUUUCAAAAAUGCUCUGACCAAUUUAAAGAACCUACUCAAUUUUAGGCUACCGCUCUCAAGUUGGGGCCCUAUUAAGGUGGGGGUCCGGGGCAAUUUGCCCCCCUCUUGGCGGCCCUUUCUGUAAUAUGCAGUUUUCUGUUUAUUUCAAUUUGAAGUCUACUAAACAAUCGUCUCCUGUACGAUCUCUUGCUGUAGUAGGGCUGAAGUGAGAAGGGGAGGCACAUGCAGUGUUAUCCCGUAUACUGCAUAAAGUUAGUCCACGUUUUCGUCUGUAGUACGUAACACCAUGAACUAAUGAAGAGAUGACCUUCACUGUUGUAACAACAUGUUAUCCUCCUGCCAUUCAACAAUUUGUCAACAAGUUGUGAGUGACAACCUUGUAGCAACUCGAAAAAUAUUAACAUUGUUACAACUUGUUGACAAGCUUGCUACAAGCCUGUAGCGAACACAUCUUGUUGACAAGUGUACGUGUGUACCGCGCAUGUGCUGUAGUUACACUGGACCAAUUAUCAUUUAUGUCCCUUUACUGCAUAUUAUUGAGAGCAGCUGAUAAUAUACAGAGCUACCCAGUACCAAUAAAUUUAGUUUUCAAUUUAGUCUCAUAACGCGACAUAUAUAGUCUCAUUUAAUGCAAGUUAUUUCUUAUUUUUCAUAGAUCCGAAAGAGAUCGCCCACUCUAUCGUUUAUUUACUGAGUGACUUUGCUAGCAAUAUCACUGGUGCAAUGAUCGCUUCCGAUGGUGGAUUUUUAGCUAAUUAAAAUACAAUUGACUUACGGCACAUUAAAUUACGAUAUAAUUGGAAACGUGUCUGUGUGACAUACGCGAGAUCUAGUAUUAACAAGACGCCUGCUCAGGCGUUCACAUUGGCCUGAAAAUGACGACAUACAUGCUAUGGUGUAAUACAUGAGUCAAUGCCAGGAGUAACCAUCCCCCCCCCCCGGGAACACACCCGGGAAUUUGAUUUGAUUGGUUACGAUAGUGCAAAUGCCCGGAUGCCGGGACACAACUAGGAGACUAAUGCACGGCCCUUGGGCAAGCUGAGAGUGGAAAAUGCCCCACCCCGGGGACGAUUUUAAACGUUAAUAAAUAAAAACGUUAAUACGCCUUUUCCGGGUUCGCGACGCCAUUUUGCCAAGUGGGCAAACACAAUAGUGAAAACAAUGGAAUUGCUAGUAAUUCCCUAUAGGAAAAUUUGCAAGUGGGGGGCAAACACAAUAGCGAAAACAAUACUUUCAAGAUGGCGUCGCAAACCCGGAAAAGACGUAUAGCAUAGUCAUUUAAUAACACUAUAGUAUUAAACUGCUAUGGAAUAUUAUAAAACUUUAAUUAUCUUGCUAAGAGUGGUUAAAAGUAUUUCAACAAUGAAAUCAUAAACCUUUAAUAGUUGUAUUUAAAUUUGCAUGGCACAGGUUAUAAUUUUCGCUUAUUCUGACAAUAAAUUUCACGCCACCUUGACACGAGGACGCAAAAUACGAUCAGCGCGCCCACAUGCGUGCCUGAAACUGGGUUUUGCUGCCUUAAAAUUUGCGGGUGGGAUUCUGGGCAACCAUUUGUCAAAUCCCCGGGGUUCUUAGCGACUAUAACAAUACCCGGCCCCCGUACACAUAUAUGAAAGGCAAAUUCCCAACCCCCGUGAACUGUCUAUCAGGCAAAUUCCCGGGGGUGUCCCGGGGAGGAGGGGGGGGGGGAUGGUUACUCCAGGAAUUGACUCAUGCAUAACAGACAAGGACUACAAAUCGUGAACCGCAAACGCAAAGCGUGAAAGGCUAAAAGCGUGGCGUGAUCGAUGCAUGAGUGGGUUGGAUACGCAAAAUUAUCCUAUUAAGUUAUCCUGAGGACUAGUGAGGAGAUGUUUUCGUAAUGUGACUAAUGUCCGAUGAAACACAAGUAUUAAUCACAAAUACAAACGUUAUCCAUAAAUGUAUGUGGUCUCUGAGCAUGCGAUUGCGCUAGCGCAGACAACAUUGUUUACAUUCCGUAUUUAUAUAAAGUCCGUAACGUAUAAAAUUCGAUAUUAAUUUUAAUACUCCACCUCGAAACUCAGCGAUCCAGAUAUCAUGUUUAUAAAAUGAGCGACUUUCUGAGACACAUUGAAAUAUCCGUAUUUCCUGUCAAUCAGAAUUCAGAUGUACC
This is a messenger RNA of Paramuricea clavata, 11252 nucleotides long. The record is from the annotation of a GenBank genome assembly. NCBI's taxonomy places the organism in Eukaryota, Metazoa, Cnidaria, Anthozoa, Malacalcyonacea, Plexauridae.